GUCCAACGCCCAUCAAUGACCCCUGGCGGCCUGGAGGCGAGGCGCUCCCCGUUGAGGCGCUGCGAACCAUUGGACUUACACCACAUUUAUUAUAUUUCUUAAGUCCCUUUAUUGCAACAUACUUACUCGUGGACUCGAUUAUAACUUUUCAUUACAUUUUAAAAACAGGUACACUUUCAUUCAUUCUUGUAGGCUGAGACUGACUGUUUUGGAUAAAACGCACAAAAGGCGAUUUCGGGGUUCUGACGUAUUUUUUUGGGGGAGAAAAAAAAACGUGAGCCACACCAGGGGCACAGAACCAAUGCAUGCAGCUCAGCGAUUCGUGAUCGGGGAGUCAAACUCGAUCCCGCUCCCGAUGUUUACGUCGUUGGUCUGAUGCCCUCCUCCUCCUCCUUCCCUCUCCUCAGCAUCUCUUCCCUUCCCCGCAGAGGGCACCGGAUAUUUAUCCUCCGAUCCAGGGCCGUGGAGGAGGGAGGAGUCCUUGUGCAGCACUGGGACAGCGUCGGGCUCCGAACCCUCUGAUGAAAGGCAGCGGUCUCCAUCCAAACAGAAAUGGCUAUGGGGCUGACAUCGAAAAAAGCGUCUACGCGAAGCGUCUGUGUGGAGCGCAAGAACCUGAUCACGGUCUGCAGAUUCUCUGUCAAGACGCUCCUCGAGAAAUACACAGCCGAGCCCAUCGAUGACUCGUCGGAGGAGUUCCUCAACUUCGCUGCCAUCUUAGAGCACAUUCUCAGCCACCGGUUCAGAGGGUCAGGAGGUUGGUUCAGCUCGGACGGCCAGCGCAGCUUCUGGGAGUACAUCCGGCUGGCCUGCAGCAAGGUGCAGAACAACUGCAUCGCCAGCAUCGAGAACAUCGAGAACAUCAGCACAUCGCGGGCCAAGGGCCGGGCCUGGAUCCGCGUGGCCCUGAUGGAGAAGCGUCUGUCGGAGUACAUCGCCACCGCCCUCCGAGACACACGGACCACCAGGCGGUUCUACGACGACGGGGCCAUCAUGCUGCGGGAGGAGGCCACGGUCCUGACCGGGAUGCUCAUCGGGCUCAGCGCCAUCGACUUCAGUUUUUGUCUAAAGGGUGAAGUUCUGGAUGGGAAAUCUCUGGCCAUGAUUGACUAUACACCAUACCUAAAGUUCACUCAGAGCUACGACUACCUGAGCGACGAGGACGAUCGCACAAGCGUGGACAGCAGCAACAGCGAGGAGAGCGUCCCCGAGCACCCCUACAUCCCCCUGGUCACCGACGAGGAGAGCUGGAGCAAUAAGUGCCGCAAGAUGGAGCAGAGGUUCAAGAUCGUCUACGCCCAGAAGGGCUACCUGGAGGAGCUGGUGCGGCUGCGGGAGUCGCAGCUGAAGAACGUGGAGACGGAGAACAAGCACCUGCGGUCCCGACUGGAGGAGCUGACGGAGCAGAGCCUGCAGGAGAAGAAGGAGCUGGAGGACGUGGUGCUGGAGCUGCAGGCGCAACUCUCUGGCCUCAUCCCCUGUGAAUCCAAUCACCUGUCCAAGGAGAUCUCCAUCCCCCAGGUGAACCAGUGGACCACCAUCAACAACAGCCAGGGAGACAUCAAGCUCUUCCGCAGGAGGAGCUUCCCCAGCCUGGAGCAGCUCUCGGUGGACGUCAGCCUCAACUCCAACUCCCAGCGGACGGACAGCAAGCAGAACGGGAAGGACUGCACCCCUUCCAUGCUGGGGCUGUGCGGAUCGCUGGCCUCCCUCCCCAGCUCCAAGUCCCUGGCCAGCCUUAAGUCCAGUGAGUGCUUGGUGAACAUCAGCACCGACCCCAGCCCCGCGUCCUCCCCCAGCUAGGAGAGGCACUAGGGCCGACGAAUGGG
Messenger RNA from Gadus macrocephalus (Pacific cod), 1829 nucleotides. RefSeq names its product RUN domain containing 3Aa (gene rundc3aa). The coding region runs from base 553 to 1803 and encodes 416 amino acids. Gene Ontology annotation, cellular component: cytosol. The transcript is spliced from 11 exons. NCBI's taxonomy places the organism in Eukaryota, Metazoa, Chordata, Actinopteri, Gadiformes, Gadidae. The record is from RefSeq and is a predicted model, not a curated record.